Messenger RNA from Drosophila mojavensis, 765 nucleotides. RefSeq lists its product as uncharacterized. The transcript is spliced from 2 exons. The record is from RefSeq and is a predicted model, not a curated record. Bases 1 to 765 code for a protein of 254 amino acids. NCBI's taxonomy places the organism in Eukaryota, Metazoa, Arthropoda, Insecta, Diptera, Drosophilidae.
AUGGUUAAACAUUUUAUUCCAAGUUUGUUACUCCUAACGAUUUGUGGGGCCUUUGUCGUAACUGCACAAAUAAGGAAUGGCGAGUUGAAUGGCUUUCGAGCGGCUCUAGCUGCGAGUCAGCCACGCCUACUUUUUUGGAAUAGGCGUCCAGAUAACCCUCAACAACCGAUUGUCAUUGUGCAGCCGAAUCAAGACUCGAACAGAGAUCGUCGUCCGCCCUGGGCAGACUACCCAUAUUUCCCACCAUAUCGUUUUCCUCCUAAUCAGAUUCCUGGACUUUCCGAUUUGUAUGGCGGAACCGGUGGCUCUAUUAUAAUCGUCAACCCGAAUAAUGCACAGAACUUUUCGUUCCCUCCCGGUGUCGGUGCUGCUGCUGGCGGUGCUGGUGGUGGUGCUGGUGUUGUUCCUGGUCCUGGUGGUGGCCGAAGUGGAUCUUUUCGUCGUGAAUCGAUUCCUCUUAUCGACAUACUACAAGGAUUAAGUGCGCAGGAGAAUGACUCGGAAGCGAAUGAAUGGGAUGGAGCAGCACCUCUAGCAGCAGCCACAACGGCUGCCCAAGAACCACUGGGUAAAUAUGGCGCUGGUGAGGAGCAAUACGAUAAGGAACCUAACGAGGAUGAGUUCGCACUGUUGGAGCGUCAGGCAGCGCGUGGCUUGAGCCCCAAGCAGUUGUUCUCGUACCUGGUGCAGGACAAGAAACGCCGCCGAUUCCAGGAAGCCGUCGCCGGCAUCUACCUCAGGAACUAUAAUCAGAAUCAAAAGUGA